AUGCCUCUUUUACUAAAAGAAUAGUAUAAUCAUAAGAGAGUAAUUAAAAUAAAUAAAAUUUUAGUUGAGUUAAUUGGUGGUGAGGAUUGUUAUAAACCUGCAUGUAGAGUAUGUUUCCAUCUUGCAUAAACUCAAUCAAAAACAUAAUCCAUAUUAUAUGUUAAUUAAGAGAAUCAUUUUGAGUAAAAAAAUUUGA
Paramecium pentaurelia is the source of this 196-nucleotide messenger RNA. The record is from the annotation of a GenBank genome assembly. NCBI's taxonomy places the organism in Eukaryota, Ciliophora, Oligohymenophorea, Peniculida, Parameciidae.